GACAAUAUUAACUGUUAGACAACCACUAGUGGAGCAUAGUGAAAUAUCUCUGGACCUGUUAACAUGUGCCGAACAUUAGAGCAUCUGCCAAUCACCUGUCUGGAAAGGGCAAAGGAGCUAAAGGCUCGGUUUGGAGGUUUUCUCCUGAAGCAAGAGCUUAAUAUCAUGGGCCACUCUCAAAAAGCUGACAAACUAACAUUAGAGAACAGGAAAAAAUGGAGCCAGUCUUUCCAUGAACUCCUGGCUCACAAAGAGGGACUAAGUGCUUUCAGAGCAUUUCUGUCAUCUGAGUACAGUGAAGAAAACAUCGCUUUCUAUCUGGCCUGUGAGGACUUCAAGAACACAAAGAAUUCCUCCAAACUGUGUCCCAAGGCCAAAAAAAUCUAUGAAGAAUUCAUUUGCUGUGAUGCACCGAGCGAGGUUAAUCUGGAUCAUGAAACUAGAAGUAUCACUCUGAAGAGUAUGGAGCACCCCACCCUCUCCUCCUUCAGCUUGGCCCAGAGCAAAAUUUACACCCUCAUGGAGAAAGAUUGUUACCCUCGUUUCCUAAAGUCAACCGUCUACCAGGAACUCAUCGCCCAACAUGUGGGUUAAACUAUCCAUGGCUGUAGCAUGGAAGACUCAAGGGUCAGAAACAAUGGAAUGUGUCACAGCCAAACACAGCAUUUGUGUGAUGUGACCAGGGACUAAAAACAAAAUGUUUUUCAUUUUGGUUCUUUCGGAGCAAAAACUGAAUUUUUUCAUUCCGGUUCAGAAGUUCCAUAGCCUCCUUUCCAAAAGGUUACCGAUUAGAACUAAACAAAAGAAUGGUUAAUAACAAUCUUUUAAAAAUGAAAGUAAUCUACUCUAGGGGUGGGUGAAAUACCUAUCGCAGUGUUGCCAGAUCUCACAAGAGAAACAAGCAACAUGGCCUGGAAAAACAAGCCCAAAAUAAGCCAGUUGCCUCACCAAAAUAAGUGAAAAUUAGCAAUUUUUUUUUCCCUAUGAGGUGGACUUAUCAAGAAGUUAAUUAUCAGUUAAGGAUAAUUUUAUUUACAGAUCUGCUGAGUCAAAACCCGGCAGCAUCAAAUCUGUGUUAUCUGUAAAUCAUAUCUAACAAUAAUACAGUGAAGACUUGGAAACAACUGAGAAAGGUACUUUUUAUUCUAAUAAUGUUUUCCUUGUACCUAGAUUAGCUGUGCAUGUACAUGUAGUAAUUAUACAUUGUUAUUAAUAAGGUCUUCAAUCAGAGAAUGUGACAUCCACAACGGGCAAUUAGGCAAAGAAAUAUGUGAUGGAGUAGUUUCCUUCAGUAUCAAAGCACAUGUAUGAUUUUUUCAGGCAAUAUUAAAUGGUGUAGCUCCAAAAAUGUACUGUGUUAAACCUUUUGGCCUUUAGAUUCAUGAAAAAAUUAUCAGAACAAUUGAAAAACACUUUGCUCUGGUUUUUGGUUACGUUCUGCUAAAAAUGAUGUUUGUUUUUGGUUUUGGUUUUCAUUCCUUGAACCGUUUUUAGUCCCUGGAUGUGACUGUUGUUGAAUGAAUCUGAACCUGUAUCAUGGGGUUCAGGAGGACUUAUGGUGGAGACACAGACUCAAAGACUAGACUGGAAGGACAACUUGUGGAUAAUUGAGUUUAUCAGUGCAGUAGUGGAGCACACUGAUGAAGUUUGUAGCACUUGGGAGUUUUUGUGAAAGUUGGAUGACUUUUGCACUUUUAUGUAAAACUGUUUCUUUUUUUUGUAUUUUGUAUUGAGUAUUUAUUAGAGUUAUAUUGAAAAUAGUAUUAAUUAUAUUUGAUGAACAAUUGUUAUUUAUUGAACUUUCAUGUGGGGAAAAAGU
Xyrauchen texanus (razorback sucker) is the source of this 1819-nucleotide messenger RNA. RefSeq names its product regulator of G-protein signaling 16-like. The transcript is spliced from 4 exons. The coding region runs from base 64 to 594 and encodes 176 amino acids. The record is from RefSeq and is a predicted model, not a curated record. Lineage: Eukaryota; Metazoa; Chordata; Actinopteri; Cypriniformes; Catostomidae.